GGUUACGUCCAAUUUGUCCCAAGAAAGUCGUGCGGCGCAUCUGCGUAGUUAUGAACGGCACGGAGGAGCACUUGGAGGUCCGUUCGCUGUCUAUUAGUCGGUGUACUUGCUGCAGUGAUGUCUACCUCAUUAACAACGACUAAAUGAUGCGAUUUACUGCGCUCUGUGCUGCGAUUUACAUUGGAAUCAGAACGGAGCUGCUCAGUUGCGGCUCUCUUCGUCGACCAGCACCAGCGACUCCUUGUCGCCGCCCAAGCUGCCAGAUGAGAGAGCAGAAGAAAGCAAUGUCAUGCGUCUAAUGGAUAGUCCGAUGGCACCCAAGGAAAUCGCAGAGUUCCUGCUCGAAAUGCCGCACACGGACCCCAAAAUGGUCGGCCAAGUUUUAGGUGAACCGGAUGCCAAGUCGAUGAGUGUUCUACACGAAUACGCCAGUGGCUUCCAGUUCGAGGGCGUGCCUUUUGACAUCGCACUUCGAGUAUAUCUCAGUAGGUUUGAGCUGCCUAGGGAAGCUCAGAAGAUUGAUCGGAUUCUACAAGCAUUUGCCAAGGCUUACUACGCUAGCAACCCUGACAGUGAUGAGUGCCCGUCUGAAGACGCUGUGUACACAUUGGCAUUCUCCGUGCUACUACUCAACACCGACGCGCACAACCCGAAGCUCUCACGGAGAUUCAAGAUGACACGAGCAGACUUUAUCCGCAACUACCACCGACUGGGAGGAGAGACUGGCUCUGCGAGACCAGAGGUGCCCGACGCAUAUCUGGGGCAGUGCUACGACUUGUUCGUGGCGGAUGCGAUCAAACGGAUCGAGAGGAAACCGGCGGAGCUGUUACCGGACGAAGUGGAGCUCGAAUUUCCCGACGCAGCGCUAGGACUGGAGAUUGAGACGUCGUUCGAUGGUCGCACUGCAAUCGUCAAGAAGUACGCCAACAACCGCCACACUUUCAGCAGCAGACGACGAAGGCAGACGAACGGUUCAAAUGCAUCAACUCCUAGCAGUUUCUUGGCAUCUAGUGCUGGUUUCCUGAAAUCUGGCUUGGCAAAUAUCUUGGCGGUAGUUGACACGGAGUUAUCCAUCGACGGAUACGUGAUCGUGGCAGUAGGUGAUGACAGUACCCGCCAGAUCGGUUACGCACUCACUCGCUAUCUGCUCAAGACGGCGCCGCGCCCCGUUCUCAUCCGAUUUUGCGAACCCAGCGUAUACUUUGCGUCUUUAGUAUGAAUUAUCAUCAAUCAAAGCACAUAUGACCCCAUGAUUUGGAUGAAGCUGAAGAAGAACGUUCUGAUGCUGCAGCAACCUCUGAACGGCCGCCAGAGACACAUGAUCACGAUGUGAAGUGCCCUCUGCCACGCUCCAAGCGGCGCGAGAAUGAGUGGAAGCGCUUCCUUGCAGCAGUGCCAAAGUCGAGCUAAUUUUGGUAGCCGAGUGCCUUCACACUUGGUCAUGUGUCCGGUCGUCACAAGCCGUUGCCAUUUGCUUUCUACCAAAAACGACAAUGAAACGGGUAAACGCAUCUUUUUUUUUCGGGUCCGUUGUCUCGCUCACCUGCCGUCCUCAACGCCUGCCGUUCACAAGAACACAUAGUGAAACGUGCUCGUGCCAGCGCAACGACAACGCCAACAACAGCGGAAGAGACUGUCUUCUUCGAGAGAGGCGGAGAGACUGGAGAGAAACCAAUACAGCAUUUUCACUACGUAUCCGCCAAAAAUCUUGUAUGGUUGUCACAGAGUGAAAGAUCGCGUCGUUUCGAUUGCAUGCGUGUAGUGUUUGAUAGAUUGGGUUAGCGAAUGUUUGCUAGAUUGGGUUCUACGAAUUUCAGUAACUUGUGCUCUUUCAAAUCAAGAUAAGAAACCC
This is a messenger RNA of Phytophthora nicotianae INRA-310, 1852 nucleotides long. RefSeq lists its product as hypothetical. The coding region runs from base 290 to 1219 and encodes 309 amino acids. The transcript has 2 exons. Lineage: Eukaryota; Oomycota; Peronosporomycetes; Peronosporales; Peronosporaceae. Gene Ontology annotation, molecular function: guanyl-nucleotide exchange factor activity. Gene Ontology annotation, biological process: regulation of ARF protein signal transduction. The record is from RefSeq and is a predicted model, not a curated record.